Messenger RNA from Penicillium argentinense, 1257 nucleotides. It is a transcript of the gene kat1, whose product is annotated as putative 3-ketoacyl-CoA ketothiolase (Kat1). The transcript has 4 exons. NCBI's taxonomy places the organism in Eukaryota, Fungi, Ascomycota, Eurotiomycetes, Eurotiales, Aspergillaceae. The record is from RefSeq and is a predicted model, not a curated record. Bases 1 to 1257 code for a protein of 418 amino acids. Gene Ontology annotation, molecular function: acetyl-CoA C-acyltransferase activity. Gene Ontology annotation, biological process: fatty acid beta-oxidation; phenylacetate catabolic process. Gene Ontology annotation, cellular component: peroxisome.
AUGGCCGCGGACCGUCUGAGCUCGCUGCUGAGCCACCUCAAGCCCGGUGCUAACACCGGACUGAACGCCAUCACCCAGAAGAACCCUGAUGAUGUCGUGAUUACCCUGUCUCUGCGCACGCCCCUGACUAAGGCCCGCAAGGGUGGUUUCAAGGAUACCGAGCUGGAUUACAUGGUCUACGCUCUGCUGAAGGAGACCCUGGCCCGUUCUAAGAUCGACCCCGCCCUGGUCGAGGAUGUGUGCCUGGGAAAUGUCGGCGAAGGCAAAGCCGCCUACAUGGUCCGCGCCGCCGCCCUGGCCGCUGGCAUCCCGCACACCGCAGGUGCCUCAUCCGUCAACCGCUUCUGCUCUUCCGGCCUGAAGGCCGUGCAGGAUAUCGCGAACCAAAUCUCGCUCGGUGCCAUCGAUGUCGGUAUCGCGCUUGGCGCGGAGCUGAUGUCCGCUGCUGGCGACCGUCUCGAGAAGCCGUUCAACGAGGAGGUUCUGCGGAACCAGGAGUCGGCGGACUGCAUGCAGCCCAUGGGUCAGACUUCCGAGAACGUCGGUAAGGACUUUGGUAUCUCGCGUGAGCAGCAGGAUCGCUAUGCUGCUGAGUCUUUCCGUCGUGCGGAGGCGGCGCAGAAGGCGGGCUGGUUUGAUGAUGAGAUUGCGCCUAUCUCGGUUAAGGUCAAGGAUCCUAAGACUGGGGAGGUCCACCAGGUUACUCUGAACCGCGAUGAUGGUGUUCGUUAUGGAACUACUUAUGAGUCGCUGGCUAAGAUUCGCCCUGCUUUCCCUCAGUUUGGUGAUAAGUCUACCGGUGGUAACUCCAGCCAGGUUACUGAUGGCGCUGCCUCCGUUCUCCUGAUGCGCCGCUCCAAGGCCAUCGAGCUCAACCAGCCCAUCCUGGCCAAGUUCUGCGGUGCCACCGUUGCUGGUGUCCCGCCCCGCGUCAUGGGAAUUGGACCCACUGCCGCCAUCCCCAAGCUGUUGAACAAGUUCCAGCUUGACAAGAAUGAUAUUGAUAUCUACGAGAUUAACGAGGCUUUUGCCUCCAUGGCUGUUUACUGUGUUAACACCCUUGGCUUGGACCAUGCGAAGGUCAACCCGCGCGGUGGUGCUAUUGCUAUUGGCCAUCCGCUAGGUGCUACUGGUGCCCGCCAGAUUGCUACCAUUCUGAGCGAGGCUCGCCGGACGAAGAAGAAGGUUCUCGUUACUAGCAUGUGCAUUGGUACUGGUCAGGGCAUGGCUGGUCUCUUUGUCAACGAACAGCUGUAA